Molecule: messenger RNA, 1948 nt
Organism: Aphidius gifuensis
Lineage: Eukaryota; Metazoa; Arthropoda; Insecta; Hymenoptera; Braconidae
Gene: pall
Product: F-box only protein 28
Exons: 4
Coding region: 353-1417 (354 amino acids)
Biological process (GO): protein polyubiquitination
Source: RefSeq, a predicted model, not a curated record
UUUUUUUUUUUUCUUUUAUCUCUCUUUUAUUAUUAAUUUCUCUUUCUAUAAUUCCAUCUAAAUUUGCGAGAGAAAAACAACAUUAAUUGUUUGUUUAAAAAAUAAAUAAAAAUUUUAUUAAUUUUCAAGUAAUAAUUAAAUAUUAUUUAUUAGUUUUUGUUUAGAAAAAAAAAAUAAAAUUACAAAAAUAAUUCUACAACGAAAUAAACAAAAGAAAAAAAUUAACUUUUUUGUUUAAUUUUUUUUUUCUGCCAUUUGUUUUCAUCAUUGAACUUGAAAUAUAUAUUUUUUAGUAUUUUGCAAUAAAUAUUCUUGAUUAAUAAAAUUAUUUAAUAAUAAAAAAAUAAUAAAAAUGCGUCAACUUUUGCUGAUUGAAUUGACUGAUGUCGUGUUGGAGCAUAUUCUUGGUUUUCUAUCAUAUGAUGAAAUAGCCAAGAAUCGUAUUAUUUGCAAGCAGUUUGACAGAACAUGUCAAAAAUUAUUAAAUCGUGGUUUUAGUUUGAUGGAAAAAUAUCAUGCACAAUGUUAUAGAUCAGUUAAGGGUCAAUUACCAAGAAGAGAAUCAGAAAGAAGAAAUCAUCGUCUUUCUCGACACAGUGAUAUUUUAAGUGCCCUAGAGACAAGAAUUUCAAUGAUGUCAAUGACAUUUAUUAAAUAUGUCAAUAUGCGUAUUUGUUGUUUUAUACCAGGAAAGGUUAUUGACGAAGCCUUUCGUGUUCUUCGGAUGCUAAUGGAAACAAGAAAUGCACCACGUGCACAUGAAGUACUUCAAGAAUUACGUGACAUAAGUAGCAUGGCUAUGGAACAUUUUGAUGAAAAAAUAUUACCAGAAUUAAAAAGUAAUUUAUCAACAAUAAGUACAUCAUAUGAACUACCAGGAAGAAGUAAUUCAAUUUUAUCACAUCAUAAUCCAUCAACAUCAUCAACUUCUCAUACAUUUAAUCAAAUAAAUAGUUUAACACCAGAUAAAUUAAAUCAAACAAUUAACAAAGCAUAUAAUCGUGCUAAAAAAAAUAAAAUUAUGUGUUUUAAUACAAAUAAUAGAGUCAUGAAAAUAAGAUUAAGAUUAAAACGACAAAGUAUACAAAUGCGUUUACAAAGUAAAAAAUUACAAGAACAAUCUAAAAAAAUUCAUGAACAAGAAUUACAAUUGACUGAAAUGAGACGAACAUUGACAGAAUGGGAACAAAAAAUGGGUGAUAUGACUGCUGAAUAUUUAAGAGCAAGAGAAGAUACACAACAAAAUGGUAUUAUUAAACCAAUUGAUAAUAAUAAUGCUGUUACAACAAAACAAUUACAAGCUAAAAAACGUAAAUUAAUUGUUGAAAGAAAAUCAUCAACUCAUGCUGCUGAUGAUAAAUUUAAAAAAUUCAUGUCUGAUCUUUUAAAACCAUCAGAUUCAGUAUCAACUGUUUAAAAUAUUCAAUUUUAUAUACAAUUUUCCAUUUUUUUUUUUUUUUUUUUUUGUACAUUUAACAAUAGUUUACAAAUUUUUAAAAUUAUUAUUUGAAAAAAAAAAAAUAUACUCUUACAGUUAUUAUGAUUUAAAGAAAUGAAAAAAAAAUUAUAUAUAUUCUUUAUUUUGAAGAAAAAAAUAAUCAAGAAGCUAUUCUUCUAUAAAAAAAUAAAUAGUGUUUAAAUGAAAUUUUUUUAUUUAAAUACUUGCAUGUAUUAAUUGAUAAAAGGUUUUCUUUUCUUUUGUCAAUUUUGCAUAUUUUUUCUUUUGUUAUUAUUGUAAAUUUAAAUAUUAUUUAAAAAUUAUCUUAUAUUUUUUAAAUGUUCAUAAAGUUUUUUCAAUUGUUCAUCGGUUAAUUUAUUUUCACGAUGACAUGGUACACCUGGUCUACGUAUUGAUGUUGAAUAUUUAUCUAUCAAGGUAUUUUUAAUUGACUGAUUAUCAUCUGUAAUAUGUAUUCAAUAUUUAAAUAAAUCAUCAAUUACCAGAUUA